GCGAAGACGUGUUCUUUUCGCCGAAAAAGCAAAUAAUUGGGUUGGUUUAUCAGAGAAAAACAAAAAAAAUUCCAGCCAGUGUCGCGAUAAAAACACGACAAUCGCAUUGCAGCCGCCUCAGAAGUGUAAGAUCAGCCUCAGCUGACCGGAAAGUUAACAUUGCGACGUGGAAAACCACGAAUCACCAGCAAAUUUCAGCAAAAGCAAUCGCAUUUCAGAAUGUGUGGCAUAUUCGCGUACCUAAACUACUUGACGCCCAAGUCGCGACAGGAGGUCCUGGAUCUCCUGUUGCAGGGACUGAAGCGGCUGGAGUACCGCGGCUACGACUCCACGGGCAUAGCCAUCGAUGCGCUGAACUCUGGCGAGGCACAGUCCAUAAUGCUGGUGAAGCGCACCGGGAAGGUGAAGGUGCUGGAGGAUGCGGUGGCGGAGGUGUGUCGCGGCCAGGACUACUCGCUGCCCAUCGACACCCACAUAGGCAUAGCACACACGCGCUGGGCCACCCACGGUGUGCCCUCCGAGGUCAACUCGCAUCCGCAGCGAUCCGAUGAGGAUAAUAGCUUUGUGGUGGUGCACAAUGGCAUUAUAACCAACUACAAGGAUGUGAAGACGCUGCUGGAGAAGCGCGGAUAUGUAUUUGAGUCCGACACGGACACGGAGGUGAUUGCCAAGCUGGUACACCACCUGUGGCAGCAGCAUCCUGGCUACACUUUCGGCGAGCUCGUGGAGCAGGCCAUUCAGCAGCUGGAGGGCGCCUUCGCCAUCGCCUUCAAGUCGAAGCACUUCCCGGGCGAGUGCGUGGCCUCCAGGCGAGGCUCACCGCUUCUGGUGGGCAUCAAGGCCAAGACCAAGCUGGCCACCGAUCACAUACCCAUCCUGUACGCCAAGGCCCAUCGGCCACAUGGUCAGCCGCAGCAGCAGGCCUAUCAACUAUUGCCGCCCGGCGAUUGCAACGCCGAGUUUCAACCGCUGGAGCGCAAGGAAGUGGAGUACUUCUUCGCCUCGGACGCAUCGGCUGUUAUAGAGCACACGAAUCGGGUGAUUUACCUGGAAGAUGACGACGUGGCCGCCGUCAAGAGCGAUGGCACGCUCAGCAUUCAUCGCCUAAACAAAUCAUCCGAUGAUCCGCACGCCCGCGAGAUCAUCACGCUGAAAAUGGAGAUCCAGCAGAUCAUGAAGGGCAACUACGACUACUUUAUGCUGAAGGAGAUCUUCGAGCAGCCGGAAUCCGUGGUCAACACCAUGCGCGGCAGGAUGAGGUUCGAUACGCAGACCGUGGUUCUGGGUGGCAUCAAGGAGUACAUACCGGAGAUCAAGCGCUGCCGCCGCUUGAUGCUAAUUGCGUGCGGCACAUCCUACCACAGUGCGGUGGCCACCAGGCAGCUGCUGGAGGAACUGACCGAACUGCCCGUUAUGGUGGAACUGGCCUCCGAUUUUCUGGACAGAAACACGCCCAUUUUCCGGGACGACGUGUGCUUCUUCAUCUCCCAAUCGGGCGAGACAGCGGACACCCUGAUGGCGCUCAGAUACUGCAAGCAGCGAGGAGCGCUCAUCGUGGGCGUUACCAACACGGUGGGCAGCAGCAUCUGCCGCGAGUCGCACUGUGGCGUCCACAUCAACGCUGGACCCGAGAUCGGAGUGGCCUCCACGAAGGCCUACACCUCCCAGUUCAUUUCGCUGGUUAUGUUCGCCUUGGUCAUGUCGGAGGAUCGUCUCUCGCUGCAACAGCGCCGCUUGGAGAUCAUCGAUGGCCUAUCGCAGCUGGACGAGCACAUUAGGACUGUCCUCAAGCUGAACUCGCAGGUGCAGCAGCUUGCCAAGGAGUUGUACGAGCACAAGUCGCUGCUCAUUAUGGGCAGGGGCUUCAACUUCGCCACCUGUUUGGAGGGCGCACUGAAAGUCAAGGAGCUGACGUACAUGCACAGCGAAGGAAUCCUGGCUGGAGAACUGAAACACGGACCACUGGCCCUGGUGGACAAGGAGAUGCCCGUGCUGAUGAUCGUGCUGCGGGAUCCGGUGUACACCAAGUGCAUGAAUGCACUGCAGCAGGUGACGUCCCGCAAGGGCAGACCGAUCCUAAUCUGCGAGGAGGGCGACAACGAGACCAUGUCCUUCUCCACGCGUUCGCUGCAGAUCCCGAGGACCGUGGACUGCCUGCAGGGCGUGCUCACGGUGAUUCCGCUCCAGCUGCUGUCCUACCACAUCGCCGUGCUCCGCGGCUGCGACGUGGACUGCCCCAGGAACCUGGCCAAGUCGGUGACCGUGGAGUAGGCGCCCCAACUAUCUGGCUAACUGGCUCGCACCGUCUCAAGAAUUCCAUUUUAGUAUCUGCCUGAGAAAAACAAAACAAACCCUAGCACUUAAGUUAAAAUUUUCUGGUAUUUUGUCGGAUCAAAAUCCGAACCCUUAACCCAUUUGUGCUCCUUCUGGCUGAAGCCACAUAUGUUUAACCCCUACAUUUGUAGCUGUACUGACCCUUUGUGUUGUGGACCCACUACUUUUUGUGAAUGUGCAAUUGAAAUAUAAUUAUUUCCAGUUUUUCUUU
Messenger RNA from Drosophila melanogaster (fruit fly), 2545 nucleotides. RefSeq names its product Glutamine:fructose-6-phosphate aminotransferase 2 (gene Gfat2). Bases 220 to 2271 code for a protein of 683 amino acids. Gene Ontology annotation, molecular function: carbohydrate derivative binding; L-glutamine:D-fructose-6-phosphate transaminase (isomerizing) activity; carbohydrate binding. Lineage: Eukaryota; Metazoa; Arthropoda; Insecta; Diptera; Drosophilidae. Gene Ontology annotation, biological process: carbohydrate metabolic process; carbohydrate derivative biosynthetic process; carbohydrate derivative metabolic process. The record is from RefSeq and is marked reviewed. The transcript has 2 exons.